AUGAUACUACUUGCUGGUGAGCGACAACUCGCAACUGUUCGCUCUAAAACCUAUGAAAGCGAACGCAAUAUCACACAUGUGAUAAUUUCAAUUGCUAGUUCUUGGGCUUUUUCUGUUGGCGUGGUUUACUCUCUCAAAGCAUGUGUUGCCCGUGAUUUUAUAGUAGCGUUGCUAUAUUCAGCUGUGUUCGUAUCCGCUAUUGUGUGGAUGAUGCGUGUAAGGAAAAUGAAUGUUGCAAAAUGGAAAGGCCAUCGUGGUACUUUACAAUUUUCUCAGAGUUACCAGGUCCGCGAAAAUGUCACUUCGGCAACAUUUCUUUACAAGUGCUUUUUGAUAUACUCGGUUCAAGAAGUUCUCAGCUGGUUGUGUGCGUUGAUACACCUUACAUCUAGGGAUGUUAUAAAGGUGCCUAUAAUUGAGGAAACUUUUGGUUUUAUGUUCGACAUCAUAGUAGCCUUAGCAUCUACCACAUUGCCAUUAUCUAUCAUAAGAUAUAAUGAGAAAUCAAGAAAGCAAUUCCGAUGGCUUUUGCGUAAAAUUGGUGCCUACAAGAAUGAAGAAAACGCUGAGUCAUUUGUUGAUUUUGAAGGAAAACAAACAAGAAUAAAGGCAGCAGAUGAAACCUCAAUCUAUUUCAAUCAGUUCAAGGAAGCUUGGUCAUAA
Molecule: messenger RNA, 663 nt
Organism: Cylicocyclus nassatus
Lineage: Eukaryota; Metazoa; Nematoda; Chromadorea; Rhabditida; Strongylidae
Source: the annotation of a GenBank genome assembly